AUGCAUUCAAUAUCUGCCACCCUUUUGGCACUGGCAGGCGCGGCCACAGUAGCAGCGCACAGCUUCGUGUCGAAUAUCAACAUCGACCAGAAGUCGUACCCUGGCUUCCGGCCAAUGAACGGCUCUGUAAACAAUCCCGUCAUCGUCGGUUGGUCGACAUCUGCUUGGGAUCAAGGCUGGAUCGGCGCAACAACUUAUGCCAGUCCCGAUAUCAUAUGCCAUCGCAAUGGCUCGAACGCGAAAGGCCACGCCCCCGUGGCUGCAGGAGAUAAAGUCCACAUUCAGUGGAAUGGGUGGCCGCAGGGACAUAAGGGACCCGUAAUGGAUUACCUGGCACCAUGCGGUGUUGGAGGUUGCCAGUCCGUUGACAAGACUUCUCUGGAGUUUUUCAAGAUCAACCAAGGAGGGUUGGUGAACGCGUCGGCAAUGAGGCCCUACGGCGAGUGGGCCACUGACCAGCUCAUCGCAAAUAACAACUCCUGGCUGAUCGAGAUCCCCCCUGCAAUCAAACCUGGGUUCUAUGUCUUAAGGACCGAGAUCAUCGCCCUACAUAACUUGACCAGCGGUGCACAGCACUAUCCACAGUGUCUGAACCUCGAAAUCACUGGAAACGGAACCGAGGUUCCAUCCGGUGUCCUGGGCGAGCACUUGUAUAAUGCGACCGAGUCGGGCCUGAAACAGGGUCUCAACAUCACAGCUGGUGUAACCAGCUACCUGGUUCCCGGGCCGACAAUUAUCGCCGAUGCUGUUUCGGUAUCCUUGAGUUAUCCUAAGCCUACAGGCACCGGGACUAUCAUCACCGGAACAGCCACCGCUUCUGGGGGGUCGUCUGCCACUGUUCCGGUCGUGACGGUGACGGCGACUGUCACUGCUUCAAAGCCAGGGAAUGCAGGUUCUCUGUUCGCAAGGACAACACAGGCUGUCAACAGUGAUCGGCGAAGAUGGUAUCACCAGGGCUUGGGCUUCUGA
Neoarthrinium moseri is the source of this 969-nucleotide messenger RNA. RefSeq lists its product as uncharacterized. Lineage: Eukaryota; Fungi; Ascomycota; Sordariomycetes; Amphisphaeriales; Apiosporaceae. The record is from RefSeq and is a predicted model, not a curated record. The coding region runs from base 1 to 969 and encodes 322 amino acids. The transcript has a single exon.